CCUAUACUACUAAAUAUGUGUCAGUAUGAUGUGCAGACUACAUUCUACAGUGCAUUGAUCUAGCGUGGGUGUUUAACCUCUGUUACGCUCGCCGAAGUAUCAUAUAAUUUUGACACACGCAGGUCUAUUAUUGUUUGAACUUAUUGAAGAUUACAAUAAAGAUACCAUUAUUACUUCAAAUUAUUUGUUUGUUUUAAAUAAUGAUGUUACACAGAUUUUUCAAACAUAAUAAAUGGAAUCAAGAUUUAUUACAAAAUAGAUUGUUGUUAUGGAAUUCUCAACGAAACUGUUCAAAAAAACCAAAAAAAGUGUAUCCCAAGAAAAUAUUUUCUGGUAUCCAACCUACUGGUACAAUGCAUUUAGGUAAUUAUGCUGGUGCUAUUAAAAAUUGGGUUGACUUACAAAAUAAGGGUGAAGAUGUCAUUUGGAGCAUUGUUGAUAUGCACUCCAUUACAUUACCAUAUAAUCCAAGCGAGCUUAAGGAAAAUGUUUUUAAAUUAACUGCUACGUUAUUGGCAUGUGGAAUUGAUCCAGAGAAGAGUAUACUUUUUCAACAAUCUUCCAUACCAAUGCAUGCAGAAUUGAGUUGGAUUUUUGCUUGUCUAGCUACUAUGCCUCGGUUAUCUCAUCAACCUCAAUUCAAAGAAAAAAGUGAAAAAUUAAAAGAUGUACCAUUGGGUUUAUAUAUUUAUCCAAUUUUACAAACAGCAGACAUAUUAUUAUACAAAGCUACUCAUGUACCUGUUGGAGAUGAUCAGUUGCAACAUAUUCAACUGUCUGCACAUUUAGCACAAAAAUUUAAUUCUACAUAUGGUGAAACAUUUGCUAUGCCACAAGCAAUAUUAAAUAGCACUGGUAGAAUAAAGUCAUUGAGAGAUCCUACAGAAAAAAUGUCCAAAUCAAGUAAUAAUGUGAAAAGUCGAAUUGACUUGACAGAUACUCCUGACAUUCUUUUAAAUAAAAUAAAAAAAGCUGUUACUGACUUUAAGUCUGAAGUUACCUAUGAACCUGACUCACGACCAGGAGUUGCUAACUUAAUAAAUAUACACUCCCUAAUAAGUGGAAAAACUCCGGAUGAAAUAUGUACAGAAGCACAAAAUCUAGAUACUGGAAAAUACAAAUUGUUGCUAGCUGAUCUUGUCAUUGAGAAACUUAAUCCUAUAAGAAAGAGAAUAGACGAGUACCUUCAGGAUUAUAAUUAUUUGCAGCAAGUUUUACAAAUUGGAGCUAGUAAAGCGGAAACUAUUGCUAUGACUAAUUGGCUUGAAGUUAGAAAUAAAGUUGGUUACGGAGUUGAUACAUUAACUUCAAAUGUUCACAAGUUACACUUGAAAUCUUAAGUAUUAAAAUGUUUUUAGUCAAAUUGAUAUUUUAUUGUAAAUAAGUGUUUUUUACAAAUAUAUUUUUGAAAAAAAUA
Trichogramma pretiosum is the source of this 1417-nucleotide messenger RNA. It is a transcript of the gene TrpRS-m, whose product is annotated as tryptophan--tRNA ligase, mitochondrial. Gene Ontology annotation, molecular function: ATP binding; tryptophan-tRNA ligase activity. The record is from RefSeq and is a predicted model, not a curated record. The transcript is spliced from 6 exons. Gene Ontology annotation, biological process: mitochondrial tryptophanyl-tRNA aminoacylation. Bases 201 to 1340 code for a protein of 379 amino acids. NCBI's taxonomy places the organism in Eukaryota, Metazoa, Arthropoda, Insecta, Hymenoptera, Trichogrammatidae. Gene Ontology annotation, cellular component: mitochondrion; mitochondrial matrix.